AUGGGCGAUGUCGACCUGCUGUUCCCGCCGGCUGAGCUGGAGAAGCGGCGGCACAAGCUCAAGCGGCUUGUGCAGUCUCCGAACUCCUUCUUCAUGGACGUCAAGUGCCCGGGCUGCUUCUCCAUUACCACUGUCUUCAGCCACGCGCAGACGGUUGUGAUCUGCGGUGGCUGCUCAACGGUGCUGUGCCAGCCGACGGGCGGCAAGGCGCGGCUGACGGAGGGCUGCUCCUUCAGAAAGAAGGUUGAGUGAGGCGGCUUGCGUGCGCCGCUGCUUACACGGAUUGGGUGGGAUUUGAUGCGGCAUUUCGGCACGGGGGGGGCAGCCGGGGGUGUCCGAGGGGGGAGGAGGUGAGGGGGAAUGGGAGGGAGGGUGGCAAUCUGCCGGCGUGCUGCGGGCUUCAGCGGCACAGGCCACACCGCUGAGCGGCCGCCGUGCUCUCGUUCGCUCCACUUCCAACCCGCUGCCCCGCUAGAGAGACCUACACCACGGCGCCCUGGACACCCUGGACCUUGCUCUCCUGCUUACACCACCUCCUGCCAGCCCCCGUGCUCGCCACAGCCACCCGUUCCCGCCAUAAUUGCUGUCAAAAA
Messenger RNA from Emiliania huxleyi CCMP1516, 593 nucleotides. RefSeq lists its product as hypothetical. Gene Ontology annotation, molecular function: RNA binding; structural constituent of ribosome. Gene Ontology annotation, cellular component: cytosolic small ribosomal subunit; ribosome. Gene Ontology annotation, biological process: ribosomal small subunit assembly; translation. The transcript has 2 exons. Lineage: Eukaryota; Haptophyta; Isochrysidales; Noelaerhabdaceae. The record is from RefSeq and is a predicted model, not a curated record. The coding region runs from base 1 to 252 and encodes 83 amino acids.